Messenger RNA from Penicillium soppii, 546 nucleotides. Its product is annotated as Calycin. The record is from RefSeq and is a predicted model, not a curated record. The coding region runs from base 1 to 546 and encodes 181 amino acids. Lineage: Eukaryota; Fungi; Ascomycota; Eurotiomycetes; Eurotiales; Aspergillaceae. The transcript has a single exon.
AUGACGGCUCUCACUAUCGGACUGCCAAAAAUAUACGCUGCAGAGGGCGCCAAAUGCGUCCCGCCAACCAAUGACUUCAUCAUAGGAACCUGGCACGUCACCCACUCCAGCCUCCCACUCUGGAAAGGCAAACGCAACGUCAACAUCACCUACAAGCUCCUCCCCGAGGAUUCAGGAGUCCAAAAAAUAGACGACCUAGUUCAAUAUCAAGCUGUCAACUCCGACAAAGUCAAAUCCGUUCAUGGAGUGGAUACCCCGACGCCAGGCAAUCCCGGUGCUUGGGAUUGGCGCGGCAAAGGCUGGUUGAUGAUUGCCAGCUCGCACUGGGAGUGUCUAGGCUUUGGCCAUACCGAUGAUGGAAAUUGUUGGAUUGUGACUUAUUUUGCCAAGACGCUCUUCACCCCUGCUGGUAUCGACAUUUACUCCCGCAAUAAGGAGGGUCUUCCUAAGGAGAUUGUUGAUAAGAUUCUUGAGACUCUGAAGGGGCUUGGGGUUGGAGAUAUUACUGAACUUGCAAAUGGGGCUUUCCAAAUUCCGCAAAACUAG